Molecule: messenger RNA, 2327 nt
Organism: Sycon ciliatum
Lineage: Eukaryota; Metazoa; Porifera; Calcarea; Leucosolenida; Sycettidae
Product: guanine nucleotide-binding protein G(i) subunit alpha-like
Exons: 1
Coding region: 203-1264 (353 amino acids)
Biological process (GO): adenylate cyclase-modulating G protein-coupled receptor signaling pathway
Cellular component (GO): heterotrimeric G-protein complex
Molecular function (GO): GTP binding; G-protein beta/gamma-subunit complex binding; G protein-coupled receptor binding
Source: RefSeq, a predicted model, not a curated record
CCGAGAACUGGGAUCACGUCCACUUCAGUUGGAAGGAUUUGUUUGAGUGUUGUGAAGGCUUCCUUCGAUUACUUUUCUUCAGAUCCCUCUUUCAUAGUACCUCCUUUGCGUUUCGUAGUAGGGCAGAGAAGGUAUUUAUUCUAGUGUCCUCUGGAUACUGUAUAUGAGUCAGUAAUAAGUGCGCUUCGUGAGGUGGCCGAAGAUGGGGUGUGCCGCGAGUGUUGACAAGGAGGCUGCAGAGAGGAGUAAGCGAAUUGAUCAGAAAAUCAGGCAAGAUAAUGAGGCUGCCAUGCGAGAAGUUAAGCUUUUGCUGCUUGGAGCGGGAGAGUCUGGUAAAAGCACGAUCGUCAAGCAAAUGAAAAUUAUCCACGACAAUGGUUAUUCUUCAGAGGAUUGCAAGCAAUUCAAACCUGUCGUUCACAGCAACACUCUCCAAUCUAUUCUUGCCAUCGUCAAGGCCAUGGAGAACCUGAGCAUAUCUUAUGGUGACGAUGGAGUGAAGGAGACUGCUGAUCGUUUAGUGGAUGUGGCCAGCAAACAGGAGGAGGCCGAGCUAACACCUGAAAUUCUUACGAUGCUGAAGAGUUUGUGGGCUGACAGUGGAAUCAAGGAAUGUUUUAGCCGCUCACGCGAGUAUCAGCUCAACGAUUCCGCAGGUUACCUCCUAGACGCACUGGAUCGAAUUGGUGCUCCUGAUUACAUUCCCAGUGAACAAGACGUUCUGCGGACUCGCGUCAAGACAACGGGUAUUGUUGAGACACACUUCACAUUCAAAGAUCUCAAUUUCAAAAUGUUUGACGUGGGUGGCCAGCGAUCAGAGAGAAAGAAGUGGAUUCACUGCUUCGAAGGCGUGACGGCGAUUAUCUUCUGUGCAUCUCUAUCAGCGUAUGACCUUGUACUUGCGGAGGAUGAAACUGUCAACAGAAUGACGGAGAGCAUGAAGCUGUUCGACUCCAUAUGCAACAACAAGUGGUUCGUUGAUACGUCCAUCAUUUUGUUCUUGAACAAAAAGGAUAUAUUCCAGCAGAAGAUCACAGUGUCACCCCUAUCGUUUUGCUUCCCAGAAUAUCCGGGCCCCAACACGUUUGUUGAGGCAUCCAACUACAUCAAGCAGAAGUUCGAGGACCUGAACAAGAAGAAGGACACGAAGGAGAUUUACGCUCAUCUGACCUGCGCAACGGACACGAACAACAUCCAGUUUGUGUUUGACGUUGUUACCGAUGUCAUCAUCAAGAACAACCUUCGGGAUUGUGGACUGUUCUAGGCUUUUCCUUGCUAAUGGGGUUGCCGAGCCCUCGUUCCCGUAUCGUCAGGCACUGGCCGCAUGCUUGGCACACGCAAUAGAGCUGUCUUCGCCGUUAGCUGACUCCUCUAAGCAGAAUUCUGAGUCUGCAAAACAAAUAAGCAUUGUAUAUGCUGUUCCCUCACUCCAUGCAACAACUAGGCAAAGAAGAUGAUAAUGAUUGCCCCACAUUCAUGUCCAUGUAACUCGGCAGCGCCACUGUACACCCGCGGACAAGUGUACCAGGUGCUGCUGCUGUCUUUGAAAUUGGCAUGGGUUAGUUCUUGAUGUAGCCACAUACCUGUGGUGUCAUUAUGCUGCGUCUCGCACUUGGUAUACCCAGUGCAGACUUUGGCUGAUUUUCGUAUAUAUGAUAGGUAUUGUGUCUGUUGUCGUUCAUACACCUCCGUCCGUUUUUAAUCAUUCCAUGUGAACUAAAAAUCUUCUGCUUUCUAGGAUACUCUUCUCAUAUACAUACCUACCUUCUUUCCGUAAGCUUUCAUUCCUGUUGAGCUUUGUCAUUGUUUUCUUCCCUCCGUCGGCGUAGCGCACACACAAACUCCAUCGCAUGUCUCCAUUAUUCGAAAAGAUGUUAUUUGAUACGCCGCCCCUUCCCCAAAGUUCCUUUUGGCAUAUUUCUUCUGUCAGUCCCAAUGCUGUGCAAAGCAAAAAAUUUGCUGCAUUUCUGCUUCUUUUUAUUUCUGCUUUCUGAUGUUUUUGCUGUUGCAGCACUUAGCACUGUUUACAGGCGAUGGACUAUUAUUCAGCUGCACAUAGUGGGCCUUCUGUAAUUGUAUGCGUUGUCUUGAUUUUUCACUCUCGAAUAUUAUCGCUAUGUAAAGAAAAGUCUUUUUUUUUUUGGUAACUACGUGUAGCAUUGUAGUUCUUGUGGAUUUGUGUUGAAGCAGUGCGUGUGUGUGUGUUUGUGUAGAGCAAAGAAAGUGCGAGCUUCUGGAAGCUGCUGCUGCGCUCUGCAUGUGACUGCCUUCAAAAGCGAGUUGCACAAAUUCUUGCCACUGUUUGAUCAUAAAUUUGCCAAUCUCAA